AUGUAUCAGGAAAAAGAUAAAGUAGAUAUUCCAACAGUAGAUGAUAUUAUUUUACCACCACCAUAUAUUGUUAGAAUAUUAUUUUUAUAUGGUAGAUCAAAUUGUCUGUUAAAGCUUUCUAAUUUGGAGUCACAAAGAAUUUUAGAAUCAUCACCUUACGUAUUUUUUGAUUCAUUAUAUAUUCAUGAACCAUUAGCUGAAGAUAAUUCAUGUGAGGAGAUUUUCCACAGUUUAUGUAACUUGGACAAAAAAGGGCAAUCAUACAUAUUCGAAGUCUCAAAAAAUCAAACCAAACUGUAUGUGUACAUGGCACAACUAUUAGCACAUCCAUUGCAGCGUGUAUCCCAGCAAUCAACAGCCUAUAAACUUCGUCCUUUAACACCUGAUCUGGUUGAAAAGGCAGUUGCAAACUUACCAGCAACGUGA
This is a messenger RNA of Lottia gigantea (owl limpet), 426 nucleotides long. RefSeq lists its product as hypothetical. NCBI's taxonomy places the organism in Eukaryota, Metazoa, Mollusca, Gastropoda, Lottiidae. The transcript is spliced from 4 exons. Gene Ontology annotation, biological process: protein K63-linked deubiquitination; double-strand break repair; positive regulation of DNA repair. Gene Ontology annotation, cellular component: nuclear body; BRCA1-A complex; BRISC complex. Bases 1 to 426 code for a protein of 141 amino acids. The record is from RefSeq and is a predicted model, not a curated record.